GAGCGAGAGGGAGAGAGAUUGAGAUGGCGGCGCUUGGACCUGUGUUAAGCAAGCAAUUCUGCUCAAUCUCUCAGACGACCUUCUCAGUGAGGAAGAGGCCUCGCGCCGUUCAGGGGGGUGGGUUCGUUGUCACGAAUUGCAGCGGCCUAGACCUUGCUUUCAGAACGGAGGCAUGUGCGGGGCUCGGCGUCAAAGGGGAGUUGGUCCUCAGGGACUCCAACGGCAUAGCGUUGUUCCUCGUACGCAAGAAGGCAGUAAGCUUUCACAGACAGUGGAGGGCAUACUCCUUGGACUACGAGGGAACAGAAAAGCUGAUAUUUUGUGUGAAGGAGCCACUCUUAUGCUUUGCCAAGAAAUGCUCACUCAAAGUGCAGUUGGCAGCAAGUUCAUUCAACUCCUGGGAUUUUGAGAUUAAUGGUUCCUUCAUUGACAGACAGUGCACCAUAACAGACCACAGGGGAAAGUUGGUAGCAGAGAUAAGAGCGCAGAACAAGGCUGGCACACUAGUGAGCAAGGAUCUGUACUACGUGAUCGUCCAGCCCGGUUUCGAUCAGGCCUUUGUCUUUGGCAUCAUCGCCAUCCUUGACAACAUUUACGAAGGCUCAACAGCCUACUGAUUAGUGGAUGAUCCCAUGCUUACAUCAAGUCUAUGUUUGGAUAUUGCGUAGAAAUUAAAACCUCCAACUUCAGGAAGUUGGUCAUCAUCGAAGGUCCAAGAAGGGAAACUAAGAUGUAUAUAUUCUGCUACACUGGCCCUGAUCAUAAAGCCGACAAGCUGAGUGAUCCCCACGUUAUAGUUAGCUCAUUUUAUUUGGAACCAUUCCGUAUUAUAUUCUCUGCUUCAUGUGAAAGUUUUCUGUAUGUCCUCAUCCCCAUUAUAGGCUUCUUCCUGUUUCCUUAUGUGUCCGUCUUCAACUCGUCCUUUUCGUCUCACACGUCUCUAUAUUCCUCCUUUAUGAUUGGAAACCUAAUCUGGUUCACUGUUUGAUGCCGUGUACAAAUGGGUAGCUGUGAAGAUUCGGUUCCAUCACUUCCUGUGAUGGAUACGGGUCGUGUGUUAGCGUAUGUAGUUGUGUUUAAGUCUGAUCAUUGGGUACACACUUACUGAUACUUAUGUGUUAAUCUAUUGUUUAUUAAUGAAAAACAUG
Molecule: messenger RNA, 1148 nt
Organism: Nymphaea colorata (pocket water lily)
Lineage: Eukaryota; Viridiplantae; Streptophyta; Magnoliopsida; Nymphaeales; Nymphaeaceae
Product: protein LURP-one-related 6-like
Exons: 3
Coding region: 24-617 (197 amino acids)
Source: RefSeq, a predicted model, not a curated record